This is a messenger RNA of Coregonus sp. 'balchen', 3785 nucleotides long. Lineage: Eukaryota; Metazoa; Chordata; Actinopteri; Salmoniformes; Salmonidae. The record is from the annotation of a GenBank genome assembly.
CACAACAUUUUUAAAUGAUGCCCAACCAGUCAAUAAAAAAACAAGUCAGUAUGUUGCAGUCACACAGUAAACAGUUGCAAAAUAAAAUGUACCUACCUGCUGGAAACAUAUGAUGCUGUUCAUCACCUGCACUGGAGUGGUUGGAGUUUUAAUCUUGCUGCCAAUGUUUCUGUGUUUUUUAAUAAUCCGUUUCCUCAUUCAGUUUCCUCAUUACUAGCUCAUAAUAUAUCUGUUUUAACUCUGAGAUGUAAACAUGUCUGUGCUGAAUUUCUCCUCCAUACACCUGGUGCUCCUCUUCUCUCUGUCUGAAGUGGGUGAGUAUAGACAUUCUACUUCAAGAUAGACUUCUUUGCUAAGGGACAGUUAGAAAAGUAUUGGAUUGAGGGGGGUGGGGUUGUCAAACGUUUGUUUUUGCAUUAUAGAGGGUUGUGUUUAAGUACAGAUAGUGCGUUUUUCCCUAGUUUACAUUCAACCGUUUUGCAGGUUUUGCUAUAUCAUUUCUUCAAUCCUAGUCAAUUUUUUUUACAUUUUUAAAUGUUACCUUUAUUUAACUAGGCAAGUCAGUUAAGAACAAAUUCUUAUUUACAAUGACGGCCUACACCGGCCAAACCCGGUGCGCCGGCCUAUGGGACUCCCAAUCACGGCCGGUUGUGAUACAGCCUGGAAUCGAACCAGGGGGUCUGUAGUGACGCCUCAAGCACUGAGAUACAGUGCCUUAGACCACUGCGCCACUCGGGAGCCCAAUUGGGGGGGGGGGGGGGGACCACUUUUUUUAUGUUUGAACUGUCCCUUGUUAUUUAUUACAGGUAGUGUGUGUAAAUCCACGUUUUCUUAUCAUUGGAGUGCUAACACAAGCCGGAGUAUAGUACAUGUAACAUUUAAGGCAAUAUCAAUCCUGCAUAAUCAGAACUCAGAUUAUGAUAUUGUAAAAGAAGAAAAAUACAAUAUGUCUCACCAUAAAAGAGAAAAAUCUGAAUAUCACUUUCAAUGACUUUCUCUUUUUUACUCUCUUUUCAAAGUUUAUUCAUCAGAUGGAGAUUUCACACACAUUAAUGGUAGGUGUGAGUUCAGAGAAGUGCAUGAUAUUGAGUAUAUCUUAGAGUUUCAUUUCAACAAGGUGAUGAUGGCAUGGUACAACAGCACCAUGGAUAAAUGGACAGGAUACACACCCCAUGGACUGGAUCUUGCAAGAAUGUUUAACGGAAAUCCUUAUUACCAUGACUCACCAAGAGCUGGAAUGGAUAUUUUGUGUGUGGCCAAUGCUGAUUCAGUCAUUGGCUACCUACAUAAUUAUACAGGUAAUUACAAAUCAUUGAUACAAUCUAGAAAAGGAGAUUAACUUGUAGAGGAAAUUCCUCAUUUGACUUUUUAAUAUAGACUUUAUAACAUAUCAGAUGACAAAUAAUAAUUCAGUGAUAAUUCUAUCAUAUGUUUGGUGGUUCUAAGAUAAAAUGUACAUAUUUUAAUUAGAUGUGAUUUAUUUUUAAACAAAGUAAUAUAAUUUAGGAAGUGUAUUAUCAGCCGGCAGACCAAAAACAUAAGGUUAGGCACAUUUUUUUUUUUGAGGUGGAAAUUAGUUAGAGGGUUAGGUAAAAAGGUUGGGUUAGGGUUAUGGAAAGGCUGAAAUUACCAUUGGGUUAGCGUACCGCCCACCGUCAUUCAAAAUCUGACCGUUGAAUAUAAACUAACUAUAAUUUACAAUUCUUAAUUCCUUUGUCUCUUUGGUUAUGAUUUUGAUGUUUAGAUUUAUCAAUUGAAUUCCUCCUUAUUGCAUCACUGAUUCAUUGCCCUCCUCUCCAGUUGAGCCCUACGUCAGGCUGAGGUCAGUGGAGACGUUCAAUACCAGACACUCUAGCAUGCUUGUGUGCAGUGCCUACGACUUCUGCCCCAAACCCAUCAGAGUGACGUGGCUGAAGAACGGACAGGAAGUGACCUCAGAUGUGACCUCCACAGAGGAGCUGGCCAAUGGGGACUGGACCUACCAGAUCCACUCCCACCUGGAAUACACGCCCACACCUGGAGAGAAAAUCACCUGUAUGGUGGAGCACUUCAGCCUCACUGAGCCCAAACUGUAUGACUGGGGUAAGGGUGUGUGAGUGGGCUAAGGGUGUGUGAGUGGGCUAAGGGUGUGUGAGUGUGGUAAGAGACUGUGGGUAGGAAAAGAGACUGUGUGUGGGGGAAGAGCCUGUGUGUGGGGGAAGAGACUGGGUGGGGGAAGAGACUGGGUGGGGGAAGAGACUGGGUGGGGGAAGAGACUGUGGGUGGGGGAAGAGACUGUGGGUGGGGGAAAAGACUGGGUGGGGGAAGAGACUGGGUGGGGGAAGAGACUGGGUGGGGGAAGAGACUGUGGGUGGGGGAAGAGACUGUGGGUGGGGGAAAAGACUGGGUGGGGGAAGAGACUGUGGGUGGGGGAAGAGACUGUGGGUGGGGGAAGAGACUGUGGGUGGGGGAAGAGACUGUGGGUGGGGGAAGAGACUGUGGGUGGGGGGAAGAGACUGUGGGUGGGGGAAGAGACUGUGGGUGGGGGAAGAGACUGUGGGUGGGGGAAGAGACUGUGGGUGGGAGAAGAGACUGUGGGUGGGGGAAGAGACUGUGGGUGGGGGAAGAGCCUGUGGGUGGGGGAAGAGACUGUGGGUGGGGUAAGAGACUGUGGGUGGGGGAAGAGACUGUGGGUGGGGGAAGAGACUGGGUGGGAGAAGAGACUGUGGGUGGGGGAAGAGACUGUGGGUGGGGGAAGAGACUGUGGGUGGGGGAAGAGACUGUGGGUGGGGGAAGAGACUGUGGGUGGGGAGAGACUGUGGGUGGGGGCAAAGACUGGGUGGGGGAAGAGACUGUGGGUGGGGGCAAGAACUGGGUGGGGGAAGAGACUGUGGGUGGGGGAAGAGACUGUGGGUGGGGGAAGAGACUGUGGGUGGGGGAAGAGACUGUGGGUGGGGGAAGAGACUGUGGGUGGGGGAAGAGACUGUGGGUGGGGGAAGAGACUGUGGGUGGGAGAAGAGACUGUGGGUGGGGGAGAGACUGUGGUGGGGGAAGAGACUGUGGGUGGGGGAAGAGACUGGGUGGGGGAAGAGACUGUGGGUGGGGGAAGAGACUGUGGGUGGGGGAAGAGACUGUGGGUGGGGGAAGAGACUGUGGGUGGGGGAAGAGACUGGGGUGGGGGAAGAGACUGUGGGUGGGGGAAGAGACUGUGGGUGGGGGAAGAGACUGUGGGUGGGGAAGAGACUGUUGGUGGGGGAAGAGACUGUGGGUGGGGGAAGAGACUGUUGGUGGGGGAAGAGACUGUGGGUGGGGGAAGAGACUGUGGGUGGGGGAAGAGACUCUGGGUGGGAAAAGGUGCAAGCUGUUGUGAGGUCUUGGCUUCCUUUUUAGCCCUCAGCCAACUAGGGGUUUGUUCACCGUCAAUCUGCCACAAUAUUUAUAUUCGGUUCAAGGAUUAUGUAAAUCCAAUUUAAAGUUAGUUAUGACUGUUGUAUGUUGAUUCAAACUAAGGGGGAUGGAUGAAGAUGAAAAGGAAUGAAUCCCAUUCUAUUAGAAUAAUGAUUCAUGAAUCAAGAGAGUUGUUGUAAGAAUGUGUGAAUCAAGUAACAGUGGUUACAGGGUUUUAUGCCUGUGUAAUUACAGACCCCUCCAUCCCCGAGUCUGAGAGGAAUAAGAUGGUGAUCGGGGCCUGUGGGCUGCUGCUGGGGGUGGUCUUUAUAGCAGCUGGACUGAUCUACUACAGGAAGAAAUCUACUGGUGAGGAGACACAGGCCUCAGCACAUCUAUUUUAUAGAAGUCUAGGUCAA